Oxyura jamaicensis (ruddy duck) is the source of this 1957-nucleotide messenger RNA. Its product is annotated as lysosomal acid glucosylceramidase-like. The record is from RefSeq and is a predicted model, not a curated record. Gene Ontology annotation, biological process: glucosylceramide catabolic process. The transcript has 11 exons. Bases 126 to 1694 code for a protein of 522 amino acids. Gene Ontology annotation, molecular function: glucosylceramidase activity. NCBI's taxonomy places the organism in Eukaryota, Metazoa, Chordata, Aves, Anseriformes, Anatidae.
ACGGCGGGGAGCGCAGAGACGGGGCUGGUGUCCGGGUCCGGGAGCCUGGGUCCGGGCCGAGCCCCGGGCCGGCGGUGGAGUCUGCGCCCCCAGGUCUGCCCGAGCCAAGGGGACGUGGCAGUGCCAUGUGGGCCCAGCGUGCCGGGGUCCUGGGCUGGCUGCUGCUGCUCCAGGUGGUGCCCGGGGCUGCAGGCGCCCGGCCUUGCAGCCCCAAGUACUUUGGUCGUGACUCCAUGGUGUGCGUGUGCAAUGCCACGUACUGCGACACGCUGGACCCCGUGGUCCUGCCAGCCCCGGGCACCUACGUCAAGUAUGAGAGCAGCAAGGCCGGCAAGCGGCUGGAGCGCAGUGAGGGGAGCUUCCAGCGCAGCCUCCGUGCCCCAGAUCUUGUUCUGACUGUGGACACAACGCAGCGGUACCAGAAGGUAAAGGGAUUCGGUGGCUCUGUCACUGACUCGGCUGCCAUAAACAUCCUUUCCCUGCCCGAGAAAGCCCAGGACCACCUGCUGCGCUCCUAUUUCUCUGAGGAAGGGCUCGAGUACAACCUCGUCCGCGUCCCCAUGGCCAGCUGUGACUUCUCCCUCCACGCCUACACCUACGAUGACGUCCCCUAUGACUACGAGCUCACCCACUUCAGCCUGCGGGAUGAGGACACGAAGCUGAAGAUCCCCAUCCUGCACCGAGCCUCAGCCAUGGCCAAACGGCCGCUGUCCCUGUACGCGAGCCCCUGGACCUCGCCGGCCUGGAUGAAGACCAGCGAGUCCUUUGUUGGGAAGGGCACACUGAAGGGGCAGGCGGGGGACAAGUAUCACAAGACCUGGGCCAACUACUUUGUGCGCUUUCUGGACGAAUAUGCCAAGCACAACCUGACCUUCUGGGCGGUGACGGCCGAGAACGAGCCCUCAGCCGGGCUGAUCAACAACUACCCCUUCCAGUGCCUGGGCUUCACAGCCGAGCAGCAGCGGGACUUCAUCGCGCGGGACCUGGGCCCCACGCUGGCCAACAGCUCCCACCACAACGUCCAGCUCAUCAUACUGGAUGACAACCGCCUCCACCUCCCGCACUGGGCCAAAGUGGUGCUGGAGGACGAACAGGCAGCUCGCUACAUCCACGGCAUUGGCAUCCACUGGUACCUGGACUUCAUCGGUCCCAUACAGGACACUGUGGUGCCCACUCAUGAGCUCUUCCCGGAUUACUUCAUCCUGGCCACGGAGGCGUGCAUCGGGGCCCACUUUUGGGAGCGGGAUGUUAUCCUGGGCUGCUGGGAGCGGGGCAACCAGUACAGCCACAGCAUCCUGACGAACCUGAACCACUUUGUGGCCGGCUGGACCGACUGGAACCUGGCGCUGGACCUGGAGGGGGGCCCCAACUGGGUCAAGAACUACGUGGAUAGCCCCGUCAUCGUGGAUAGCAGCGAAGGUGUCUUCUACAAGCAGCCCAUGUUCUACCACAUGGGGCACUUCAGUAAGUUCAUCCCAGAGGGCUCCCAGCGUGUGGGGCUCGUUGCCUCCAAAGAGUCCAAGAAGACUGACCUGGAGUACUCAGCCUUCGUGCGCCCCGACGGUGCCGUGGUGGUGGUGGUCCUCAACAGGUCCCUGCAAAAUGUGACCUUCGGGCUGGCCGACAUGGUCGGCCUCAUUGAGGCCAUGGCUCCGGCCAGCUCCAUCCAGACCUACCUGUGGCGGCGGCAGUGACAGGGCUGAGAUGCCCGUGGCUGGCCAGGGGCUGGACUGAGACAGUGGGGGUGCGGCCCCACACUGCCCGCACGCUUGGGCCGGAGAGAUGUGGCUGAGGCAGCACGGUGCUGUGCCCCAUGGCAGAGCUGAGCGCUCAGGCAAGAUCGGACAGGGAGCGCCAUGCACGGGCCGGGGGCACUGGCACCCCCAGGGUGGGGAUCCUACAGGCUGUGAGUGCUGGUUCUGCUGCUCCAACAUUAAAUGCUGAUGCUGGCUCUGUG